UAUUUAUAUAAAUAUUAAUGUUGCGCAUUAAACCAUAGAAUUAGAUUGUCAUCAAAUUAAUCUCUAUAAUAAAUGUUGGGCUUCUAGUCAAAUUGUAUGCAAAUUAUUGCAAGUUAUAUAUCUUGCUGACUAAUUUUUGCAUUUAAGUCAGAGAAAUUAUUUAUUUGCAUGUUACGUCAAGAGUUUAUUGAACUAUACUCACGUGAAAUUUUGAUUAAAAAUUGUCUCAUGAAGACAGAAUUUUCUCUGUUGUAAUAACACCAUGAAGCAGGGAUUAAACUUUGCGUUCUUUUUUAGCUUUUAAUUAAAAAAUUCUAAUUUAAUUUUUUUAAUGGCAAUUUUUUCCUGGCUUUUACUCAGGCGAAUUGCCAUGCCAAUAUCUUUUUCAAUCCUUAAAUCGUAUUGAUUAUGACUAAUGGAAUUUCAACUAUGUUUUCUUCGCUGGAAAUGCAAGAUAUCUAUCUGAACGAUUAGGUGCAAUAAUGUGCUUCAUUCAAGAAAUCUAAGAAUUAUAGGAAUUUAUACGAUACAUUAACACAACAGGUGAAAGUUAAUUUACAUUGAAAAACCUUAUUUAUCUGGAAUCAGAAAAAAUUUCUGGAUGAUCGAUACGGCAGUGAGGAAGAAGAAAUAUAUUUUUAUGCGGUAUCUUUUUGUGAUGCGUAUUCGCGAAGAAUGUGAAGCACGAAAAACAUGUGCGGUGACCUUCAAGAAAGACGACCUUUCCGUGAGCAUUUCUGAUAGUCGACCGGUCCCAAUGGACACAUGUAGCAUCUAAAACUCUUUCGCUGGUAUAACCGGUAUGAUGGAGUUAGCCGCGUGCUGCACACUCUCUCGCUCUCAGUGUGAACCGGUCUGGCGAAAGAACGAGGUGAUGUGAUCGACGUUCGCCACCGAGCAUUGUCUCGUACCGUAAACGCGUAAUUGAGCUUAAAUACGGCAACAGGUGGAGAUGGUUGAUAAUCUCAGCAACAAAUUCGUAUCGUUCACAUCAGUAAAAGAGAUGGAAGGAACCGAAGAAAAAGUGCUAAAAACUAUUCCUAUGUUGACACGCACGAGCGCGGCCUCCUUGUUCUUAGCUCGACUAAAGAGCAGACGUUCAUCGCCUAAGCAAGAGGACAGCGAGCUUGAGAAUGAUCGAGUCGCUCAAUGCGAAUCGCCGUCACUGCCCGACAACUCGUUAAGUCCCAUAUGUUCCACGGAGGAUUACUCCAUCAUCAGCGAACGUGCCUCUUCCGAGGUCGAUCGCACUUCCCUGCGCAUCAACGAAGAUUUCAUCAGAAAUAUUCUCCUGGAACACAAGAGGCGUAUGGGCUACAAAUCGCAAGUCUGGGAGAAUCUGGAAUCGUGCAGAACGGACGAGAUGGCCUUCGCGGACGUCAAGUCCAACGAAGUCAACGUCUUGCUGCUGCAUGCGUGUUUCAACGGUCACACGAGUCUCAUUCAUUGUUUGUGCAAAUCCGGUGCCGAUGUCAACUACACCGAGCCCGAUCACGGGCUCACCCCGUUGCACCUGUGCGCGUUUCGGAAUUGUCUGGACGGAGUCAAGUACCUGAUGGAGCAGGGCGCGAGCGUCGACACCAAGUCGAAGCACACAUUGUUCCAUUACGCCGCCUUCGGCGACGCCUUCGAUGUCGCUCAGUACCUCGUGCAACGGGGUGUCAGUCAGCUGUCCCCGUACGACGCGGAGGAGACGGUGUUGCACGUGGCCUCGCGAACCAACGCGCUGCGCGUGCUUUCUCUACUGGCGCCGAACAACAGGGAGCUGGCGCGUUUGGAUCAGGACGGAUACGCCGCCGUUCAUCACGCGGCCGACAGCGGGGACAGAGCUUGUCUGGACGUACUUCUGAAAGCCGGCUGCCCGGUGGAUUUGCCCAACGGAAAGAAGGACACCGCGUUGCACCUGGCCGCGGAAGCCGGCUGCGCGGACAACCUGGCUCUUUUGAUCGAGGCGAAGGCUAAUCUCCAGCUGAAGAACCAUCGGGGCCACACGGCCCUGCAUUUGGCCGCUCGCUCGCACUCUCUCGAGUGCGUGGAGAUCCUCCUGAAGGGUCGCGCGGAUCCCAACGUGACGGACGACGAGGGUCGGACGCCGCUGCAUCUGGCCCUGGGCAAGUCUCUGAUGACCGACGACAUCACCGAGCUCCUGCUGAAAUGGCGGGCGGACGUGAACAAGGCCGACAAAUACGGUUACACGCCGCUGCACAUCGCCGCCUCGAACGAGCUGUCGCAGUGCGUCAACCUGCUGAUAAAAUACGAGGCGGAUCUAAGUGCCAGGACCAUCGGCGGCAACAGCGCCCUGUCCGUCGUUCUGCGCAAGACCCCGACGUCCCUGGACGUGUUCGAACGCAGGCUGGACAAGUCUCUGACCCUGAACCGGCACGGGUUCAUCGCGGGCGAGCUCGAGCUGCAGCUGGACUUCCGUCCGUUGAUGCAGCACCGACGGAACCGGCAGAUUCGCUCGCCCGAGAUCGGUUAUCUGAACACCUUCGUGAAGGAGGGCUACAAGGAGAUCCUGGAGCAUCCCCUGUGCCAGUCCUUCCUCCAUCUCAAGUGGCACAAGAUCCGGAAGUACUACGCCGCCAGAUUGCUCUUCUACCUGAUAUACGUGCUGAUCCUCACGAGCUGGGUGAUAACCGCCCUUGCACACAACUGUUACAACGAGUCCAAGGGCGACGUGCACGAUCCGCCGUUGUGCGCGAACGCGAACGGGAUCUACGGGUUUCUCUACAGACACCCCGCGCUUCUCGAGGCUCAGUGGUACACGCUGCUGGUGCUCACCAUGCUCGAGGCCUUUCGCAAGUUCACCGUCAUUCCCAGUUACCGGUCGGUCAGACAGUUCUUCACGCAGAUGGAAAACCUGGUCGAGUGGUGCGUGAUACUGAGCGUCUUCGCCACCUCUUUCGUGUACACGGGAAAAACGUACGUCUGGCAGAGUCACCUGGGCGCCUUCGCCGUGCUCUGCGGUUGGAGCAAUCUGAUGCUGAUGAUCGGCCAGUUGCCGGUGUUCGGCGCUUACGUCGCCAUGUUCACCAGCGUGCAGGCGCAAGUGUUCAAGCUGUUGCUGGCCUACGCCUGCCUGCUGGUGGGCUUCACGGCGAGCUUCUGCGUGAUCUUCCCACACUCGAAUUCGUUCAGCAGUCCGCACACGGGUCUCAUCAAGGUCCUCGCGAUGAUGACCGGCGAGUUGGGCUUCGAUUCCUUCAUCUCGUCCGAGAAGGGUAGCAUCUACGAGACUAACGAAAGAUCCUGGAUCCUGCUGCAUAUCUCGGCCCAGCUCUUCUUCGUGCUGUUCCUCCUGUUCGUCACGAUUGUCCUGAUGAAUCUGCUGAUCGGCAUAGCCGUGCACGAUAUCAAGGGCCUGCAGAAGACGGCCGGUCUCGCGAAACUCGUUCGCCAAACGAAGCUGAUCCACGACGUGGAGGCCGCGAUUUUCCUGGGAUUCAUGCCGUCGAAGCGCUUCAUCAAGUGCAUGCGCUGGACCGCGCUGUUUCUGCCGUCACCCUUGCGAGCCGUUCUCAACGUUCGUCCGCUGAACCCCCGUGAGAAGAGAUUGCCGCGCGACGUCCUCGCGGCCGCCUACAAAAUAGCCAAGGAGGGAGACGGACAGAACAAUUUUGCCGUGUCGCGCAGAAAAACUUACACCGCGGCCUACCACGCGAAAGCGGGUCUCAGAGGCGACGUGACCACCGCGAGUCGCCGUCGUGGCCUCGACGACGACACGCUGCAGCACGAUUGCAACAAGUUUAAAGACGAUAUCGCGGAGCUCAAGGAGAUUUGCGAGAAAAAUCAUACGCUCCUUCGAGAGCUCAUAAAAGCGCACAGUGGUAAAAUAAAUAAGAUAGUAAACUUAUUCUCAAUCGUAAUUAAGUUAAUUCGAGCGAGUAUGUGCGAGAAUGACCGAGAUUCGUUGGGAGAGAGUGCCAAAGUAAGGGCCUUCGAGACGAACAGUCUGAAGAUACCGACUAUUUCGAACGAGGGUGAACAUUUUUAUUCCAGAAGCUUCAACAGUCGUCACAAAAGCGAUCCGUUAUCUGUGAGAUUGGCUUCCACUUACAGGUCAUUAAGAUGCGCAUAUGCAGCGGAGGAUUAUCCGCAAAAAAUCGCGAUCGAUGAUGACGAUGCAACCGUGUCGAAGACGCUGGAGAACGAUCGGCUCGAGAUCGACGCCGGUGAACCGCCGCCGGUCGACGACUCUCUCUUCUUCGACAAUCUGGAAUGCUGCAAGAAUCACUACGUGAACGGCGCCAAAUUGAGAUCGGCUGUAUGGUCCAUCGUCGACACGACGGAGACGAGGGUGCUGCUGCACAUGGAGAAGAGUCGCGCGCUACUGCCGAACGCGUUCAAAAGCGAGAGACUGCGGAACGUCGCCUACAUCUGGGCGUCCUAUCGCGGUCUGCUGCACCUUCUGCCGGAACUGGAGAACGCCGGGGCGCAUUACGACUACGUCGAGCCGCGGACCGGGGUGAACGCCAUCCUCGCGGCCUCGCUGGGCGACAGGGUCGCUUGCGUGGAGUACCUGAUCGCGAAGGGUGCCGACGUGAAUUACGAGAGCCUCGUCAGCCGUUACACGCCGCUUCACUUCGCGGCGCUCGGCAACGGCUGGCGCGCCGCGGCCGCGUUACUGGAUCACGGCGCCAAGCUCAAUUACACCUGCCAGGAAGUGGUCGAGCCCGUUCUGCACAGCGCGGUGCGCGCGAAGGCGGUGGAGACGGUGAAGCUGCUGCUCGAGCGCGGUGCCAGCGUCGUCGAGAAGAAUCACCUGGGCCAGACGCCGCUGCACGUGGCCUGUUUCGUGCAGUCGAUACCGUGCGUCGAGCUGCUCGCGGCCAGCGCGCCCAACGCCGUCGACAGGGAGCACAGGACGCCCCUGCACUUCGCCGUGAUGAGCACGGACUCGUCCGCCGAGCUGGUGCAGGUGUUGCUGAAACGCGGCGCCUUGGCGAACGCGGUCGACCGGACCGGUUUCACGCCCCUGCACAUCGCCGCGCUGAACGAGCAGUCGCGAUGCGUAGACGCGCUCAUCUGGGCGGGCGCCGACAUCAGUGCGACCACGUGCACCGGGCUGUCCGCUCUGAAUAUUAUACUGAAGAAGAUCCCGGAGUCCCUGCUCGUGUUCCGACAGCGGCUGGACGCGUCCAUCAAGCUGACCCGACCGGUGUCGCAUAAUCGCGAGUUCGAGAUGCGACUGCACUUCGACAUUCUCUUUCCCAGCGGUAAUCGGUGCGAGACCAGCUUCAUAAACACCUUCGUGCAAGAGCACCGGAAGGACCUGCUGUCGCAUCCGCUGGUCAUGGCCUUCCUGCACCUCAAAUGGGAGAAAAUUCGAAAGCUCUACUUGCUGAGGAUAUUCCUGUACGCUCUGACGGUGAUAUGCAUGACCACUUACGUGCUGACUGCAUUAGCGUACAAGUGUUACAAUCAAAACGAAGCCAACAGCUCGAAGAUAUGCGGCAGCAAGCUGGCGUCCGGCUUCCUCUUCCGGCGACCGAUCAUCGAGAUCGAGUGGUACCUCGCGCUGGUUCUGACAUGCAUCACCAUACCGAGAAAAAUAUUCGGCUUCAUGGUCUACAAGUCGGCGUUGCAGUACUUCUCCAGUAUCGACAACGUGCUGGACGGCGUGGUGAUCGUGAGCGUGUUCGUCACGUCCUUCGUGUACACCGGGCGCACCUACGACUGGCAAAACUACGUCGGCGCGUUCGCCAUUCUCUGCGCCUGGACCAACCUGAUGCUGAUGGUGGGCCAGUUACCGGCCUUCGGCACCUACGUCGCCAUGUUCACGCACAUCCAGUUCGAGUUUGCCAAGCUUCUGCUUGCGUAUUCCGGCCUGCUGAUCGGUUUCACCAUCAGCUUCUGCGUGAUAUUCGCCAGCGAGCCCGCGUUCGGCAAUCCUUUCACCGGCUUGAUCAAAGUCCUCGCUAUGAUGGCCGGUGAAUUGGACUUCGAGGGACUCAUCAGUCAAGUGGAUGACGAAUCGUCGGCCGGCUCCUUCAUCAUUUAUCAUCCUCUGUCGGUGUGCUCGCAAAUACUUUUCACGCUGUUCAUAGUAUUCGUCACCGUGAUACUGAUGAACCUGCUGGUCGGUAUCGCCGUACAUGAUAUACAAGGUCUGAGGAAUCACGCGGGGCUCACGAAGCUGGUGAGGCAGACGAAAAUGAUCCUGUUCACGGAAAUGGUGCUGCACAACACCACAAUUCCGUACGCCUUCCGGAAGUGGAUGUCGGAUCACAAGAUCAACGUGGAGAAUAGGAAACGAAUUCUCGUGGUGAAACCGCUUAAUCCCCUCGAGAAGCGAUUGCCCAAGGAUAUAAUGACUGCCGCUUAUGAGUUGGCGCAGAAGAACAUUCCCUCGUCUAUGAAUGACGACAUCAAUCUGAGCGAUCACGCCGUUUGGUUGAAACAACGACAGAAGAAUGAGUUCUCCGAUGCCGCCUUACAAACGACGCUCGAGAAACUGAUCGCUAUGAUGAAAGUAAACGAAGACGCUGUAAAGUUGCUGAGAGUACAACUGCUAGAAAUGAACAAGACGCUGAAAAAUGUCGCAACAACGUUAGCAAAAGAAGAACAUACCUCGUUUUGAUUCGGAUGAUUCAAUAUUGAUCAUAUUCCCAUUAUUUUUUACAAACAUGACUGAUAAAGUAGAUAUCGAAGUCACAAUUAAUGGUGGGGGGCCUACUGGUCAGUCGGGC
Molecule: messenger RNA, 6689 nt
Organism: Wasmannia auropunctata (little fire ant)
Lineage: Eukaryota; Metazoa; Arthropoda; Insecta; Hymenoptera; Formicidae
Gene: wtrw
Exons: 4
Coding region: 953-6580 (1875 amino acids)
Biological process (GO): monoatomic ion transport; transmembrane transport
Cellular component (GO): membrane
Molecular function (GO): protein binding; monoatomic ion channel activity
Source: RefSeq, a predicted model, not a curated record